AUGAAACGAGAAGAAAUACUGUAUAUUUAUUCGUCCAAAAAGUACACCCACAACUCGCGCACCGCUGCCGCCGCAACUGAUACAGUAGUUGGCACCGCGUACUAUAAAAUAGAUACAGCGCGCAUCACUGGAAAUUCAGUUAUUUCAUCCUACAUGUAUCUUUUCAAUUUACAGGGUUUGCACAUGCAAUUCUAUCCGAUUGGACAUCGUUUACUAUCUUCGUCCAAAGCAAAUUAUGCUUUUUCUCAAUACGGAGGUCGGUAUACUGUGACCUUAAUUCCAGGUGAUGGAAUAGGUCCUGAGAUGGCAAGGCACGUUAAGACGGUGCUACAUAAAUGCGGCGCUCCAAUAGAUUUUGAAGUAAUAGAUAUCAAAGAUGAAUCAUCUACAGAUGCUGCUAUCAUUUCCUUGAAAAGAAACGGUAUCGGACUAAAAGGAACAAUUACUACUAAUAUUUCCAAUCCUCAAUCUCAAUCAAUUAACGCUCAAAUAAGGCGAAAGCUUGAUCUGUAUUCUAAUAUCGUACCGUGUAAAUCAAUACCUGGUGUCUGGACUAGGCAUGGCCAGGUUGAUUUAGUAGUUAUUCGCGAAAAUACGGAGGGCGAGUACGGCAGCCUCGAGCAUGAGAACGUCGAUGGAGUUGUUGAAAGUUUAAAAAUUAUAACAGAAAAGAAAAGUCGGCGGAUUGCAAAGUUUGCCUUCGAUUACGCACUUCAGAAUAACAGGCGUAAAGUAACUGCAAUUCAUAAGGCUAACAUAAUGAAACUAGCCGAUGGCUUAUUCUUGGAGACAUGCAGAGAAAUUUCAAAAGACUACACAGACAUAGAAUUCGAGUCUAUGAUAAUUGACAAUUGCUGUAUGCAGAUGGUAACUAAUCCUCAGCAAUUUGAUGUUAUGGUAAUGCCAAAUCUAUAUGGUAACAUCGUGAGCCACAUUGGCAUCGGCUUAGUAGGUGGCAUUGGUCUAGUGCCUGGGAAAAACAUCGGAGAUAAAUACGCUAUUUUUGAAUCAGGUGCAAGAAAUAUUGGAAGUGACCUAGUAGGAUUAAAUCGGGCGAACCCUUGUGGCUUUCUCUUUACAAGUGCCUUGAUGUUGCGACACUUAGGUUUGGAUGAUUAUGCCGAUAUCAUCGAAAGCGCCGUUAGGACGACAAUCAAGAAUGGGAAGUGCCGUACGCCUGAUAUCCAAGGGGAUAGAACAACUGCAGAUUUUAUUGAUGCAGUAAUAAAAGAAAUAGAUGUUCAAUAA
Messenger RNA from Trichoplax adhaerens, 1248 nucleotides. RefSeq lists its product as hypothetical. Bases 1 to 1248 code for a protein of 415 amino acids. Gene Ontology annotation, cellular component: mitochondrion. Gene Ontology annotation, biological process: isocitrate metabolic process; tricarboxylic acid cycle. The record is from RefSeq and is a predicted model, not a curated record. The transcript is spliced from 14 exons. NCBI's taxonomy places the organism in Eukaryota, Metazoa, Placozoa, Uniplacotomia, Trichoplacea, Trichoplacidae.